Messenger RNA from Saxophila tyrrhenica, 1998 nucleotides. RefSeq lists its product as uncharacterized. The transcript is spliced from 2 exons. The record is from RefSeq and is a predicted model, not a curated record. Bases 1 to 1998 code for a protein of 665 amino acids. Lineage: Eukaryota; Fungi; Ascomycota; Dothideomycetes; Mycosphaerellales; Extremaceae.
AUGGGUCGCAUGACGCGCAAGCAGGCCGCUGAGAUUGCUGAGCAACUGCACGUCGACGAAGAUGCCCUUCUUGAGAUCCCUGGCGAAGAGGCUGCUGUUUUCGCAAAGACGAGCGUUAAGGGCGCAACUCCAGAGCCUACUGAACGACAGCCCCUUGGCGAGAUCGCACCUAACAGUGCCGAAAGCAAGAGCCAGCAGGAAGAUGAAGGACAAGAGCUAAGGAAAUCUAUUCGCGGGAAGAAAUGUAAGAAGGGCGGUGCGAAGGGCAAGAAUAAUGAUCUUGCGGUGAGCACUGCGACUGAGCAGGAUGUGUCGAUUGAGCACGUUAGCCAAGACGUUCUACCCGACGAACACGAGUCUGCACCGUCGCCAGCCAGCGAAAAGGCAGCGGAAGACUUGAUGGCAGAGGUUCCUGAGCUUGCGAUUCAGGAUACAUCACGUCCAACCAGUCCACCCAGCCCAGCUGUCAAACUCACCAGAAGCCAACUCAAGAGACGGGCGGAAGAAGAAACCGAACCAAAAUCUCUAAUCGACGGCAUUGGCCAGACACCUGAUGAGUCUGAAACUAUGAAAGAGGAGACACCACAAGACAGCCUCACCGCUGCUGAGACAAACCAGUCGAUCGAUCCAAUGCUUGAAGUAGAGUCGCCUUCCGCCUUCGACGCACCAACAUCACCUCUACCAAGCGCUGUACCCAACUUCAUCAAACACCUUCGCAACGAAACAUCGGGAAAGCGAUCAACUAGCAACAAGGAGAACGUCGAGCCAGAAGAGCCAAUGGCUACUCCCCAAACACCCAACUACGAUGAGCUAGAGAACGCGGUGGUGUCAACGACUGGUACGCCGUCAAGAUCAUCACAGCUAACGCCGGUCACCCAUGACCCAGUCAUUGCUCUGGAUCAGCUUGACGAUGCAGUAGAGACUGUCAACAAGGACAUCCCAGAAGUGCAAACGUCGCCCGAGAAGCCGAAGAAGAGCACAACACCACCGAAGAAGGCGGCGCCAGUUGUCCGCACGACCAAGGCUGCUGCUGCGCGCAUCUCAAUGGCUCACAACAAAGAUACUGCUUCGAAAGGGCCAACACUCGGACGACCACAACCAUCAAUGGCGCUUGGCAGAUCCAGCAGCUUGCGUGAGAGCUCUUCCGUCAGACCGGUGCCAACUGGCAAGCGUGUCACAUCGACCAGUAGUACGAAGGACGACAAGGCACCGGAGUGCGAGAAGAAGGAAGUCGUGAUCCCACACAGCAAGACACGCCCCAUCUCCAUGUCUUUUCCAACACCUCCACCACCGCCAAAGUCCAGGAAGGCUCCCACGCAGAGCACCUUUCAGCUCCCUGGAGAAGCAGUCGCGGCGAAGCUCAAAGCAGCUCGCGAAGCACGGCAGCAGAAGGAAGCACAGGAAGAGGAGAAGAAGCCAGCGUUCAAAGCCAGACCGGUGCCUGCUGGGCUGAGCAAGGCACCCUCAGUCCGCCAAACCAAUGCCAGCAAAGCUCGUGAGAGUGUGAUGAACGGCAAGGACUUCAAGAUGCUCACCACAGCAGCAUCAGCGGCGCACAAGCGCGCGAAUAGUGUCGCCACCACCAAGCCAACCGCUACAACCUCCCGCGUCGUCUCAAGAGAAACGAAGCCCACGACCGCCUCCAUGACCACUCGUCCCCGCCCCUCAACCUCCCUGGCCAACCUCAGCAAGCCGCGCUCUUCCACCGGUCCCGCGGCUACCACCACCACAACCCAGCGCGUCACGAGCAGCGGCAGCGCCACGGGCAAAGGCACGACCAAAGGCAAAGAAGUCUUCAACCGCGCGGCCGUGGCGAAAGCGAACGCGGACAAGGAGAAAGCCGAGCGCGAGGCUGCUGUGAAGAAGGCAAAGGCCGAUGCGGCGGAGAGGAGUCGACAGGCUAGUAGGGAGUUUGCUGAGAAGCAGAGGGCGAGGAAGGCAGCUGCUGCGGCGGGUAAGCAGGCGGUGGGGUUGGGUGGGGUUGCUGAGACUGCGUGA